This is a messenger RNA of Arabis nemorensis, 1104 nucleotides long. NCBI's taxonomy places the organism in Eukaryota, Viridiplantae, Streptophyta, Magnoliopsida, Brassicales, Brassicaceae. The record is from the annotation of a GenBank genome assembly.
AUGGCGAAGAUGAUAAACAAGACGCUUGUACUAACUUAUAUCUACUUACUGAUCUACAUUCUACUUUCUUCUGGAGUUAUACUUUACAACAAGUGGGUUCUAUCUCCAAAAUACUUCAAUUUUCCACUUCCUAUAACAUUGACAAUGAUCCAUAUGGGAUUUUCUGGAUUUGUGGCAUUCCUUCUUAUUCGGGUAUUCAAGGUUGUCUCUCCUGUUAAAAUGACUUUCGAAAUAUACGUCACUUGUGUGGUACCUAUAAGCGCAUUCUUUGCAUCUAGCCUCUGGUUUGGCAAUACUGCAUAUUUGCACAUUUCAGUUGCCUUCAUACAGAUGCUCAAAGCAUUAAUGCCGGUAGCAACAUUCAUCAUGGCCGUUGUUUGUGGCACUGACAAAGCAAGGUGUGACGUGUUCAUGAACAUGCUGCUGGUCAGUGUUGGAGUUGUGGUAUCGUCUUAUGGGGAAAUUAAUUUCAAUAUAAUCGGCACGGUCUACCAGGUCAUGGGCAUCUUUGCUGAAGCACUUAGACUGGUGCUUACUCAAGUUCUUCUUCAGAAAAAGGGCUUGACAUUAAACCCAGUCACCAGCUUAUACUAUAUAGCCCCAUGCAGCUUUGUUUUCCUGUCAUUGCCUUGGUAUGUACUGGAGAAACCGAAUAUAGAAGUCUCGCAGAUCCAGUUCAACUUCUGGAUCUUUUUCUCAAACGCUCUCUGCGCACUUGCCUUAAACUUCUCCAUAUUCUUAGUAAUCGGAAGAACAGGAGCAGUAACCAUCCGCGUUGCUGGCGUUCUCAAAGACUGGAUUCUCAUAGCUCUCUCCACUGUCAUAUUUCCCGAGUCCACAAUCACUGGUCUGAACAUUAUCGGAUACGCAAUAGCGCUCUGUGGGGUUGUAAUGUACAAUUACAUUAAAAUCAAAGACGUAAAAGCGACUCAACCAAUCACUGAUAGCCUCCCAGAUCGAAUCACAAAGGAUUGGAAAGAGAAGCGGUCGUCGGAUGGGGAGAGCCCUAGAGGAGUGGAGCUAAACGAUGAGGAAGCUCCUUUGAUAACGUCACGGUUGUCUCAUAUUGGACGGACGCAGCUCGGAACCCACACGGCCGUCUGA